This is a messenger RNA of Diorhabda sublineata, 5953 nucleotides long. RefSeq names its product nuclear pore complex protein Nup205 (gene Nup205). Gene Ontology annotation, cellular component: nuclear pore inner ring; nuclear pore. NCBI's taxonomy places the organism in Eukaryota, Metazoa, Arthropoda, Insecta, Coleoptera, Chrysomelidae. The record is from RefSeq and is a predicted model, not a curated record. The transcript is spliced from 9 exons. Gene Ontology annotation, biological process: nuclear pore organization. Gene Ontology annotation, molecular function: structural constituent of nuclear pore. Bases 94 to 5901 code for a protein of 1935 amino acids.
AGGCAUAAAGCGACAUCUAUAAUAGCGGCGGUUGAAAGUUAACCUCAACAGCAUUUUCUUGUUGUUUUUCCUAUUAAUGAAGAUAUUACUACAAUGGAUGAUGUACCAUUACAAAAUAAAACAGAGGAUUUGUGGAAUCCAUACAAGGAGCUUAAAAGUAAUGUUUGGAAAUAUUUAAAUCAAAGCUCAGAAGAAUUGAAUACAGCCGAAUUUGAAAAUGUUUUACGGCGAAAUAAACAAAGCUUUUUCUCACUUCUACAAAAUCCGCCUAAAGACAUCAGCGCAAGAGAAGAACUUAAGAAAGGUAUGGUAGAUGGGAUAAACGUUAGAGGUAUUGGACAUCAAAUAAUAUCAAAUGAACUCUACCAGGAAACUAUAAUAUUGUCAGACAUGUUCUCGAUAAACGAACUAGUUGCAUUAGAUCUACUAUGUACAGCUCAGAUGCAAAUGCCUUAUUAUCCAGGGCUUCCCCGAGGAUUAGUUGCUGUUCUUUUAUAUUAUGAUGGUAGAAAAGCUCUAGUUACAACAUUGCUAUACCUUGUACAGGCUCGUAAUGGUGUACAGUGGAGUGUUUCAUGUAAACCUGAUAUUGCUGCUUAUAUAACUAGCUACACAGAUCAGUUAAUGGAAGGAGGCUUAUUCAAUAGAAUUUUUGAAUUACUAAGAACUCUUGAUUUGAGCAAAGAAAUAGAUCAUUUACAAGCCAAUCUAGCUUUAGGGGGGCCAAAACAUAGACGUCAAGUUAUAGAUAUGUUCAAUGAUAUUAGACAUAUCUUAUCUGACAUAGUAUUUACAUGGGCAGCUCAAUGUGGUUUACCAAAAAAUGCCACUGUGGCUCUUAUAAAUUAUUUAAGGGAAACCAAAUUGGAAGAAGAAUCUUCAGGAAAAAUUGAUGAUGUUAAUUUAUAUUUACAAAUGGCUUUUCUAUCAGCUUUAGAUGUUAGUAUUUUGCAUACAAGAGAAGAUGGUGAAAAAGCUGUUCAAUCUUUACCAAUAUUCGAAGAUACUACUUAUAUUCCUACCAUAGUUAACGAAUUUUCAAUGAAUAAAUCAAAAUGGAUGUGUGAAGGUUUACAGGCAUUAUCAACAUUUGGAUUGGCUGUUUGUAUAAGUUCAUUACGUGAUAUACCUCAAAGUUUUCGUUUCCAAGAUGCAAUUAACAGAGAGGAAUCAUUUGCAGAUACGGCAAUAGAAAUGAAUGUUUUUACAUUUCUUCACAAUAUUUUUCUUGAGAACAACACUAUUUACAAAGAACCUUUCCUUUACAAAAGGAUCCAUAACUUAAUGACUGAUUUUAUAUUUUCUAUGUAUCCUAAAAUUAAAGAUUUGAGAAUGAAAGCAGAUGAAAUUGCUAGAACUAUGCAAGUUUAUAUAAGAGAAGGACUAGAAGUUCCAGCAAACUUGCCCAGAUAUUUUGAAUAUUUGCUGUUAUCUGUAGGAAAAAUAUAUAAAAAUGAUGUCUUAAAUACUGACUAUGUAUCAGACUAUUGGAGUCCCAUUGAAAUCAAUCCUAAUCAAAUCAGUGUUUCAAGAGCAGCACCACGUUCAGUUGCUCUUUUUAAGUUUAUAAGAUUAGCUGGUGAUGUCUUACCCACCACAUUAUUUGUUCCUUAUUUAACCAUGUUGAGUGGUUUAUCUUCUUCCCAGCAAACUGCUAGGCAUUGUUUCAACUUGUUGAAACAAGCUGGGUUACAUAUUUCAGGAAAUUUGUCUUGGGAUCAUUUCUUUGUGUCAUUUUCCCAAUAUUAUAAUAAUUUAAGACAAGAAGCGCCCCCACAAACGGAUACUAUUUACAUGACAAGGGCUCCUUAUCACAAGGGUGUGUCUCCUCAAGAACUUGAAGGAUUACAUGCAGUUCUCUUACUUAUCCGUACUGUGGCUGAACAUGACGAAUUUUCCCGUUUGGCACUUUGUGAACACCCUGGCUGGUCGCCACUUUCAACCUUAUUGGGAUUGGUGAGUUGUUCUAUACCAAUUCCCCUUAAAGCAGAUCUAUUAUUAACAUUAGCGGCACUUUCAAAAAGUUCAGAAAAUGCCUCUCAGAUGUGGGAAAAUUUGGAAGCCUCGCAGAUUUUGGUUACUAUUCCUACUACAUCAAGUUAUGCUCCUAGAGGCAUACAAACAGAACUAGAAGAAAUUGAAUCCCGUUUGGAGGAAUAUCCUUUGACACGAGCUAUGCUUAAACUUCUUGAUGAAUUAACUAAUUUUGGUAUACCAAGAAUGCUAGGUGCAGGCCCAAGAAAACCAGGCUUCGAUCCAUAUCUUUCCUUUAUUAUUAAUUCGGUAUUUCUUAAACACCACACCAGAUCAUAUCGCAACCCUUCAGAAAAGUGGGACGUUGCAUACCUUUGCUUAAAACUCAUUGAAAAGUUUUUAAAUCAGUAUGAUCCUAAAACUAACGACUUUCUCGUUAGUAAUUUACAGAGUGAACCAUCUGCUCCAGGCUAUCAUCUGAUGCUUCAGUUGAAUAGCAAAUCUGAAUUAUUUUAUGUUUUAAUGAAUUUGAUAGAUGAGGGAAAUAGCUUCUUUGAAACGUUUGUACAAUUCCAUUCACAAGAACCUGUGAAAAAUAGCAUUUUAUCUUCUCUUAAUAUUAUAUAUAGGGUUUUGAUAUUACAAAAUAAGUUUUUUCGCCUACUCACCUCAUCUUCAACUCCUAUAGUUCUAACAAGCAUGAAUAAACUCUUAAUGUCUAUAAAUAGACGUACAGGCAAGCCAGAUCACUGCGUUAACAUAGCGAAAUUCGUAACCUACCAAGUACAUAUGCCAGAUCAUUCGUAUGUUGCUGUAAGGAUAAUUACACAUAUUACAAGUUCCUGUGUUAUCCAUAAUCACUUCAUGAACAUACUUUUAUCCAUGGAAGAAUCAACGGAACUGAUUAAGAAUGGCUUUGUGGAAUGUUUGGAUAAUAACUCUGAUGAAAAUACAGAAACUAUAGAAAAAACUAAGAAAGAAAUAGUCAAACUAUUGAAGCAAGCUCUACCUUAUAAUGCUCCUAAUAUGUCGCAUUUGUUAUUAGGAUUUGAUAUUAAAAAGGAAAUUUCUAAGACUGAAUUUCAGUUUCCAGGUGUUUUGGGAUUUCCCAGAUCAUCAUUCCAUUCAAUUAUAUCCAUUAUGGAUGCUGCUGUUCAUAAUAGUUUUGAAAAACCUUCUCCUACUUUAUUGGAGUCAGUUUAUCAUUUACUGUAUCUACUCGCAUCCGACUCUAAAACGUCGAGUCCUGUUUUGAGAUUCAUAAGACAAAAUAAAAUGUUUUAUCAGGAACAACUUAUUGAAAGUUGUAGUACUAUUGGAGAAGAUUUAGCUGAGUAUGGACAAGUGACUUGGUUACUUAAAACAUUAGCUAUUGAAUUGAAAGUGUUGAGCCAAUUAAAACAAGUUACUCAUUUGAGACAAUUAACUCAUUUUCUUAUAAAUCUUCCAAGCGAAGAAAAAAAUAAAGGAAUGUUUGCCAUGAUUGAGCAAACAACAAUAGAUACUAAAAUGAUGUUGCCUGAAGCAUUAAAAAUGGACAAUUUUUUGACCAGCUUGAUACCACUAUUCGAAAUAAAUUUAUCAGCUCUUGAAACACCUAACUGGGAGUAUUUUGAUAGCAAUGUAUUAUCACAAAUUUUGCAGAAUUGCCAACAAAAACAUCCCCCAAAAAUGAUCGAUUUGAAGAAAUUGCAUCAAGUUUUGUAUGAUGAAUUGAAAACUUUACAAGGAACAGCUGUAAUGGGGCAAAUACAAGCUAUCACGCAGGAGAUACAAAAAGUGCUUAAAUAUGCUCUUGAAACAAAUAAAAGAAACGAAACUUUUACAGUUAUCACUCGGUUUACUGAUGCUUGGAGGCAAGUAGCCGAAGUUCUUGUUUUGUUUACCCCUAUCGAGAUCCUCUCCUCCACAGAACAACAAGUCGUUAGCAUUUCUCUAUUAAAACAUUUAUUAAAAGAUAUUUCUAAAGCUCAACUAUUACCUGAAGUAUCCAGACUUUUGUCAGGGGCAGUACUUUUACUGACACAUAAUCUAAGAAAAUGUCAUUUGCGAGAAAAGAAAUUAGAAGAGAUCUCAAGCGUAAAUACUGAUGUGCUGGUGGAUGUUCUAAAAUUAUAUUACACCUCAUUAAAGGAAAUAUUGGAAAAUCUAAUACAGUGGAUAAUAGUAUCGGAUGUAAUUAAUGGCGAAUUGAGAGUUAAUUUGUAUGCGUCACUAGUAUCAUUUUUACAACUCACUGAUAAAGAUGCUCCACAUGAAGAUGUUAUGUUCAAUAAUAGUCUAUUUGUAACUCGAUUGGAUAGCUCUAAGUUGAGUAUUACAGAAGAGAAAAUGCCCCUCGAAUUUUCAACAGAAGUAUUAUCCAGUUUCGGCGAUAAAUUAAUUGAAAUUAUUUGCCAGGACUGUAUCGGCGGACAGGAAAUUUGUAAAAUAUUAGCCAUGUCAGGUUUCACUCACUUGAUGUUAAUAUCUGGAAAUAUCAAUUGGAUGCUGCAUCUAUCUAGUAGAGGCUAUUUGAAACACAUUAUUCAAAGCAUUGAAGACAGCAACAAUGAACUAAGAAAUAUUUUGGAGCCACAAGCAGAGUCUAUAAAACCACUUUAUUUGUACUCGGCGAAAAUGUUGUUGUUGGCUCGUGUAGCUGGUACGAAAAUGGGUAGUGAGCUACUGUUAGAACAGAAACUACUUACAGUUUUCAGUAAUAUGUCAGUUUUUUCAUUCCAUCCGGAAAUUUCUAAAAUUUGGCAAGCUGAUGAUAUCUUAGAAGACUUCUUACCACCGCUAGAACAAAAAUAUCUUCAGCUAUGGCUGCCUACUUUACAUAUUUGUAACGCCAUUUUAACUACCCUUGGAACUGAAAAUCAAUCUGCCGUGGCUCAAAUUAUGUUCUUCUUAUUAAGCCACUUGGAUGUGGUCGAAUUGAUAUUGAGAUCAGGAUGUCCCGAUCUUUCACCGAUGUCUCUGAAAGAACUCUCUUUAUUAACAUCUAUUUUUGCCCGUACUGCUAAUAACAAUUUGAUAAAUAUCCUCGAAAAUCCCAACAUUGUUCAAAACAAUCGAGCCCAGUUGUACAGAAUACAGAAAUUAAUGUUGUCCUUAUUGCCAAAAUUUAUUUUGUCCGAAGAUAACGUUAAAAAGUUGACGAGUCAUUCUUCUCAUGAAACUGUCACUUUCCAAACGUCAGAUAGAUUAUUAUACGCGAUGCAGAUCAUCUCUAAUCUCCUCUGUUACUCCAGAAAUAUCGUAGCUAAUAAUGGUAUCGAACACACUGGGAUCGGAGUGCUCUUUUAUCCAACUUUGAGCGAUCCCUUGUUGAAUAACAUAAGAAAUGUACCGAAUAACAAUGAACAAGAACCUUCAUUGGGCAUAGUCGUUCAAGAACUAAUAAGCGUCGUUAACUUUCAUCAUCAAGAAAAAGUGACUCACGAUCUUUUAGUAAGAAAAUUGAGGGAAAUACCGGAUAUGAAUUCAGCGGAAUUGCGUCCUUACAUUAACGAAUCUAUUGAAUUGAGCGAUUUGUCCAGUAAGAGGGAAAAAGCGUACGAGGUCAUAUCAGAUAAAUUGGAAAAGAAGAAAAAAGAAAUCAACUAUUGCGCUUUUAUCAUUGAGAAUUCUUUGUAUAUUAUUUGGACACAUCUGGACUUUUAUAUGCUUAAGGCGAUUCCUAGAACAAGAAACUUUAUGCAAUUUCCGAUGAAUCCAUUGCUGAAACCAGAUACUACUCUUGCAUCUUCCUCGGAAGCUACGUGGAAAGUCUCCACAGACCUUAUUAGCAGUUUAAAACAAGGAUUGGUUUCCCUCUUUAAUGACAGUUUCACGAAAAGAUUAUUGGAAACCGCACAGGAUCGUAACGAUUCCGAUAGAGGAUUUGUCGAAACUUUAUUAAGAAAAAUCAAAAGGCUUGUACAGUUCGUUCCAGUUAAAUGAUUUUGUAAUUUUUUAGUAUAGUGUUAUUUUUUGUAAUAAAUUUUUUAUUCUG